AUGUCCAAACCAAGAGAUUACAGCAGUAAAUCCUACUCCCCCAGCAGCACGGGACCGACCAAAAGCUUUCCGACCGGCAACAACAUCGACCCGAUGGGCAAGUCCCGGGAGAAGGACGACAUGGUUGGACUCAAUGACAAGUUCGUCAGGUUGAUUGACAAGGUGAAACACCUGGAGGACGAGAACAAAAAGCUGGACACAAAGUUGAAGAUCCUCAAAGAGCAGGAGGAUUACGAGGGGAAAAUUGACGACAUCGUCAAGCAGGUGGAGAACGAGAUGGAGCAGCAGAUCGAGAACUUGAUCCGCGACCACGAAAAACUGCAGGCUCAGCUGCUGAAGGACCAGGAGGAGGUGGAGGACAUCAAGAAGAGCUAUGAGGACGAGUUUCACAAGAAAUCUGAGCUGGAGAAUGAGUUUAUCGUCACCAAAAAGGAUGUAGAUGAGGGCCACUUGGAGGCCGUAGAUCUGGCUCUCGAGCUGGAGGACCUGAUGGGAAAACUGGACUUCCUCAGGGUUGGUUAUGACGAGGAGAUCAAGGAGCUGGAGUCGCAAAUCCAGAACGAGACCGUGGUCUUGCAGGACAGCGGCAAACGCUCUCUGGACAUGGACGAGAUCAUCAAGAGUGUCAAGAAUCAGUAUGCCAGCAUGGCCGCCCGCACCAGGGAGGAAGCAGAGUACUGGAACCAGAAAAAGAUUGAUGCCAUGGUCUUUAGCGCAGGACAGCAGGAGCAGGAAGUGCGUGAUUUAAAGAGGGAGAUCUCAGACAUGGUGCGCCACAUCCAGAGGCUCACCGGGGACCUGGAAGCUCUCAUCAGGAAGGAAGAGUCCCUGAGGAAGGAAGUCAUUGACAUUAGGACAGAAGGAGACACCAACCUGGAGAAGGCCCGGCAGGACAUCGCCCAGCUGGAGGAGGCCUUGAGACGGGCUAAGCAAGAGUUGGCUAGACAGAUCCGCGAACACCAGGAGCUGAUGAACCUGAAGCUGGCCCUGGACAUCGAGAUCGCCACCUACCGCAAGCUGCUGGAGGGCGAGGAGCAGAGAAUGAAUGACCUCAUGCGCCAAGCAGACGUUCACCUGCCGGAGAAGUCGCAAGCCCCAGAACCCACCGUCGUCCCGGCAACCACCUUUAUCCCUGCAGAUAGUGUUAUCCCACCAGUGUGCCCCUCCUCCAAGAAACGGCUGUUGAUCCGUGUGGAAGUGGAGGCAGGCAGAGUCGUGUCUGAGAGCACCCAUUAUACUGAAGAGUGACUGGCACUGUGCAUCGCUCCUCUGUCUGCAGCGUUUCAGGAUAUCUGCAAAACGUGACUUUAAAAAGUGAAAGUUCAAAGUUAAAUUAAACGCUUGAAGAAUCAUCAUGACACAGAAUUUCAAUGCAAUCACCAUUACCUUUAUUUGUGUGCUUUCUGGUGGAGUGAGCAGUCUGACAAUUGUUUUUGGCAGGUUGAGGGUUUUUUUUCCUAGAAUCAGUGCUUGAAGAUGGAGACAUUUUGUUUAUGCCAA
Chelmon rostratus (copperband butterflyfish) is the source of this 1500-nucleotide messenger RNA. Its product is annotated as keratin, type II cytoskeletal 8-like. Bases 1 to 1248 code for a protein of 415 amino acids. The transcript is spliced from 9 exons. The record is from RefSeq and is a predicted model, not a curated record. Gene Ontology annotation, cellular component: keratin filament. NCBI's taxonomy places the organism in Eukaryota, Metazoa, Chordata, Actinopteri, Chaetodontiformes, Chaetodontidae.